This is a messenger RNA of Bolinopsis microptera, 3401 nucleotides long. RefSeq names its product serine/threonine-protein phosphatase 6 regulatory subunit 3-like. The record is from RefSeq and is a predicted model, not a curated record. NCBI's taxonomy places the organism in Eukaryota, Metazoa, Ctenophora, Tentaculata, Lobata, Bolinopsidae. Bases 50 to 1924 code for a protein of 624 amino acids. Gene Ontology annotation, cellular component: nucleus; cytosol. Gene Ontology annotation, molecular function: protein phosphatase binding; protein phosphatase regulator activity. The transcript is spliced from 9 exons.
AAUUUAGUUUUGCAAUCAUAAGGUCUACCGGAAACCAGCUGCCAGUGCCAUGUUUUGGCAACAACUGAAUCUUGAGGACUCGUUGCUCAAUGAGCUUGUGACGAAGGAAGACACUACUCUUGACAGGGUACUGGAAGAGAGUGACAUCAUCCAGGAAUGCAAAACAAAGAAUGAAAAAUUAUUAGAGUUCUUGUGCAGGAUGGAAAACAUGCACCAGCUCAUCGAUUACAUAAUUUCAGAACCACAGGAUGAAAGUGAUGAGAAAACUAAAUUUUAUAAAUCUUAUAUCAGCUGUGAACUGUUAUCAAGCGACACAACCCUUAUCACUGAUACUCUCGCUAACGAUUCUACUUUAAUAUCACAACUCUGGAGCUUUGUGAGAACUCAUGAAGAAAUAAAUCCUCUUCUUGCUUCAUUUUUCAGCAGAGUUGUUCAAAUCCUAUUGAAUCGAAGGCCAAAUUUAAUCCUGGAAUUCUUGAAAGACCACCCAUCUCUGAUAGAUGACUUAAUUUUCCACAUCGAUACAUCCGCAAUCAUGGACUUGAUCUAUAGAAUUGUCAUAUGUUUUGAAAAUUCCAUCACUCGGUUUAAAGUGUGCCAUUGGUUGAGGGACAUGAGAUUAGUUGAAAAGUUGGUAUCGUCCUUAUCAGAGGAGGCGUCCAGUGACACCCUGUGUAAUACUUGUCAUUUGUUGAGUGACGUCAUCAAGGUGUGCAGGGAUCCUCAGGAGAGUUUCAAAGGAGCCAAAGAUGCUCUCCUUAUCGAGCUCGAGGAGGAAACUACGAUACAAAAUAUUAUCACUACCAUCACUUCCAGCAAAAACAAGUUUCUUAUUAAUCAUGGAGUUGGUGUUUUACAGACCUAUCUAACUAAGCCAACCCCAACAUCAAUGGUGCCUAACAUGACUGUUGAAAUAGAUAAACCUUCUAUUGUCUCUUUAGAGUCUUUUAAUAAAUCUAUAUCUGCAAAUCUAGAAGCUUUACAGGGGUUACUGGUCCAGCCUAAAGGAACGGCUUUUAGAUCGGAUCGGCUCCAAAUCGUAAAGUUGAUAGUCCUGCUGGUGCAGUGCUAUUCUGUAGAUAUAAACAGCGAGCUAGUCAGACUGAGGACACUGGAACACCUGUGGAAGUUGUUCCUACAGCACCCUUUCAACAACUUCCUCCACACUCAGGUAGUGUCGAUGAUACACCACAUUCUGAACACUAAGAUAGCGAAUAAUGACGACGCUAUUCUCCUAAACUUUAUGAUCAGUGACAUGAAGAUCCUCUCUAAGAUAGAAGAUGCUUGGUCGGAACAAACAAUACGGGAAGACCACAGCAACCCGUGUAAAAAGCGAGUGAGGAGAGCUGGGUAUCUCGGUCACGUGUACAGAAUAGCUUAUGAUGUUCAGGAGAUCAUUACAGGCAAGGAGAACAAGAAGUAUUUCCAGGAGUGGUUGGACUGUCAUGAAGAUCCUCAGUUUUGGCAAACUUUCUUCGAUGAAACCCUCAAGGAGCAGAGGAAAAAGAACGAAUCAGAUCUUGGACCAGAUCCACGGAGGUACCUGCACAACAUUGAUAGUGACGAUGAUUCUGAUGAUAAGAUUGGGAUUGGUCUGAAGAAUCUUGUAAAUAAUCCUCUAUUCACGUGGAAGACAGAUGACGAUGACGAUGCAGACUUCUCGUUUGAACCCACAGGAAACGAUUUCUCACAAGUAAUGGACUUCAAACCAGUAGUGGUGCCAGAAUGGAAAGAGAGGAAUAUAGAGUUCUGGGAUAAAAACAUUGGGAUAUCAGAUACAGAUGGGGCUACAAGUAUGCAGACACAAGAAGGUAGCUCCUCCAGCUCAGAAGACGAGGAUAUAAAGGACGUGCACGAUCCCUGGGCAUCAACCACCCCUCAGGGUGCCACCAUACCUGUUAAACAGGUGACCAUGCGAUUCUAGCAGAGAUGAAACACCUGCCUCCAGGGAGUUCUCUAAAAUGGACACUGACGUAAGCUGGGCGAACUUCAACAACUUUGAGUCUAGUGGGCAGGUGCCGGAGAAGUGGGACAGUACGCCGCCCGAUGGACAAGUCCUCCACUCCAACCCACCUACCCCGGACGAGAAACACAGCGCCAGCAAGUACGCGGCAGAGGGGGAGUGUUACAUGGUUGAGGAGAUAAAAUCUAACGGAAUGGUAUGUGAUGAGAAUGUGGCGGGGGAGAAUGCCGCUGAGAAGAUGGUGACAGAGCAGUGGCCCCCUGCCAGCCAGGAGAUUGCGUCGUGAGGGAGUGACGCGCACACGUGGUGCGCAGCGGAGAUAUUAUCUGCUGUGGUACCUUGAUAUAACGCUGUGAGAUAUCGUGUGGGUGUUACAUUGUAGUUUUUAGUUUGUCCGAUCAAUUUAAGACGAUUAAUUAUUUGGUUGAUUAAUUAAUUAGUUAUAAAUUGAUUAAUUAAUUAAUCAAGUUAAGAUGAUUGAUUGAUGUGUUAUUUCGGCCGGUUGCUUGAGACUAUACUUUCAGCGGUAUAAAUAUUUGUUCGCUUACAUUAGAUAAUAACGAUUUGAUUAGAUGAUAACGAAUUGAUUUUGUCGACUCGUAGUUGUAAUUUUAAUUAUUCUUAUAUAGAAUUAGACUCGUACUUUAAUUAUAUAAUGAUCUAAGUAAUCAGGUCACGGCCAUUUUAGUGCCAAUCAUUGAAAUAUUUUGUGACCCGUUAUAAGUACCAAUGGAUAUUUGCAGGUAUUGAAAAUUAUCACUUACACUUACCUUAGGCUAUGCUAUGGUAGUUCUUGAUAUAACUUUCUUAAGUCAGAUCUGUAAAUAUAUUUUUAAAAUGGUAGUCCUCCAGUUAAAUUUUGUUCACAAUCAAGUCUUGCGCUCGUUUUCUUUUUAGAAAACAUAUUAUAUACUUUCAACAAAGAAUGAAUAAUCAGGUUUUUACAGAAAUUGGGACACUUAUUUUAUGUAAAAUCGAAAGACGAUCACUCGAAACCAUGUGCUAACUUCAUACGUAUAUAAAGGUUAAAUAAUUACAUAAUUAUUAAUAGCAUAAUUGCAUAAUUACCAGCAGACGAAUCAGAGAGAUGUUUAAGUGUCUUCACAUGUGUAAGUCUUGUUUUGAUAAUUCUAUUACUAAUUAUUGUCACCAGUAUACCCUCAUAUGAUAAUAAUUUUAUGUUAUUUAGACAUGUCUAAAGUCCUUUAAAACUACAAUUUAACGGCUUAUUUGUCUGUACGACACAAAUUCAUUUUUUGAAAAUCUUUUACAAGGGCUUUAAGUUUAAUAUUAAAAUUUACUCAUUCAAAACGGGGAAAGCCCCCACAAGGGACAUGUUUUAUACAUUCAACAUUGAUAAUUUACGAGAUUGUCUCUGUGCGAGUUUUGUAUCAUUUGUCAAAUUAUUACAAUUUAAAUUUGCUCAGUUUUCCAUUAA